This is a messenger RNA of Helobdella robusta, 378 nucleotides long. RefSeq lists its product as hypothetical. The transcript has 2 exons. NCBI's taxonomy places the organism in Eukaryota, Metazoa, Annelida, Clitellata, Rhynchobdellida, Glossiphoniidae. The coding region runs from base 1 to 378 and encodes 125 amino acids. The record is from RefSeq and is a predicted model, not a curated record.
AUGAACGUACAAACAAGAGUAGGUAAGUAUCCACUCUCAAAAUUUGACGUUGAAAAUAUUCCAAAAGUCUUCCUCGACAUCGAUCUUGAAAGCAAGUUCGGUACUGACAAAUGCUCCGGCAUACCAUCUCUCUCGGAACCAUGCUCGGAGCAAUUUAUUGAAAACAAAUUAGUGUUUGAGUUGAAUUGCAAACAUGCAUUUCAAAUCAGUUGCACUGGGACGUGGUUGAUGAAGAAAGCUCACUGCCCGCACUGUGAAGAGUCUGUUGUCUGCCAUGGGCAGUUGGGAAUGACCUAUGAGAUGACAUGUUCAAACUACGGCUACAAAUAUGUUGACAUUACAUAUCCACCAGUUAAUUGUCUGCCUGAAUUUAUUUGA